AUGCAGGGUGGUCCGAACUGGGUGAAGAACUUCGUCGACUCGCCGAUUAUUGUCGACGCGACGAAGGUAGAGUUCUACAAACAGCCAAUGUGGUACGCAUUGGGUCACUUCAGCAAAUUUGUUCGACCUGACUCGCACAGAAUCCUGUCGAAGUUUGAUUCAACAUCACAUAGUAGCGUGAAGCAGGUGGCGUUCAUCGCACCGGACGACAGCAGGGUGGUGGUGAUCAUCAAUACAGAUGAGGUAAAUAAUGUAACAUUUACUCGCAGGUAA
Messenger RNA from Cooperia oncophora, 273 nucleotides. The record is from the annotation of a GenBank genome assembly. Lineage: Eukaryota; Metazoa; Nematoda; Chromadorea; Rhabditida; Trichostrongylidae.